AAAAUGCUUUUCCCAUUCCUCUCUCAUUUACUUGACGCGCAGAGACACGCACAGCGCUCGUCAUUAGCAAUCUCGCUCAUAUAUUGACGAAAACACCAAACGCGCAUCAACUUCACCUCAUCGAUUUCUCCGGCACAAUCUCCGGUCACUUUUUUCCGGCGAGAUCGUGAUCUUUCCGUCGGAGAAAAGACAGCAAUCGAUCCGAUUCCGAAGGUCCGGUCUGGUUACUGAUUCAAUCGACCCGAAAUUGAUUAAUGGCUCCGGUUUCGGCUCUCGCGAAGUACAAAUUAGUGUUCCUGGGGGAUCAAUCUGUCGGGAAAACGAGUAUUAUCACUCGGUUUAUGUACGAUAAAUUCGAUAACACUUAUCAGGCUACUAUUGGUAUUGAUUUCCUCUCCAAGACAAUGUAUCUCGAAGAUCGAACUGUACGUUUGCAGCUUUGGGAUACCGCUGGACAAGAGAGGUUUAGGAGUCUCAUCCCAAGCUACAUAAGGGACUCCUCUGUUGCGGUCAUAGUAUUCGAUGUUGCAAGCAGACAAUCCUUUCUUAAUACCGCAAAGUGGAUCGAGGAGGUUCGCACUGAGAGAGGAAGUGAUGUUAUUAUCGUCCUAGUAGGCAACAAAACUGAUCUGGUUGAUAAGAGGCAAGUUUCGAUAGAGGAAGGAGAGGCCAAAGCUCGUGACCUUAAUGUCAUGUUUAUUGAGACUAGCGCUAAGGCUGGCUUCAAUAUAAAGGCAUUAUUCAGGAAGAUAGCUGCAGCAUUGCCAGGAAUGGAAACUCUAUCAUCAACAAAGCAGGAAGAUAUGGUGGAUGUCAACCUCAAGUCUAGCAACACAAACGCAGCUCAGUCGCAACAGCAGUCAGGAGGAUGCGCAUGCUGAUGACAUGAACCGGAAACUUUGCUUUUUGCUCGUCAUAUUUUGGUUGGACAAUAUUUGCAUCUGUAAAGUCCUAAUUACUGAUAGCAAUGAAUUUUGGUUGUGAUUGUCAAGUAUUUUAAGUAGUAAAUUGUCAUGCGUACUGUAUUUCUAUUUGUCAUCUUAUCUGUAUCAUUUGGUGAACAAUGGUUAUUAAGACUUAACUAUUUUCCUGCUUCUGCAGCCGCCCCCCCACCCCCCAGCAGAAGAUAACGUUGAA
Sesamum indicum (sesame) is the source of this 1137-nucleotide messenger RNA. RefSeq names its product ras-related protein RABH1b. NCBI's taxonomy places the organism in Eukaryota, Viridiplantae, Streptophyta, Magnoliopsida, Lamiales, Pedaliaceae. Gene Ontology annotation, molecular function: GTP binding; GTPase activity. The record is from RefSeq and is a predicted model, not a curated record.